Molecule: messenger RNA, 5065 nt
Organism: Alligator sinensis (Chinese alligator)
Lineage: Eukaryota; Metazoa; Chordata; Crocodylia; Alligatoridae
Gene: CCSAP
Product: centriole, cilia and spindle associated protein
Exons: 3
Coding region: 58-795 (245 amino acids)
Biological process (GO): regulation of mitotic spindle assembly
Cellular component (GO): centriole; axoneme; spindle
Molecular function (GO): microtubule binding
Source: RefSeq, a predicted model, not a curated record
GGGAGGCCGAGCCUGGCAAAGCAGCCCUACGUUGUCCUGCCCCGGGCCGGCAGCAGCAUGGUGCCCGCGCGGAGGGUCAAGACCGAGUACAUGAAGCGCUACAAGGAGCCCAAGUGGGAAUCGUGCGGCGCCUGCUACCUGGAGCUGCUGCGCUACCGCCUCAGCCGUCGCCUCCUGGAGCAGGCGCACCGGCCCUGGCUCUGGGACGGCUGGGAGCAGGGCAGCGCCGGUUCUGGCUCCGGCUCCGGCUCUGGCUCCCCAUCGCCGCCCGGCUCCGCCAGUCCCCCGCAGCAGCAGCAGCAGCAGGAGGCAGCGGAGAGGAGUAGCCCGGCGGAGCCCCCGCGCGGGGAAGAAAAAGAAACGGAGGGAGAAAAUCAAGAAAAAGCUGCAGAACAGACUGCUGUGAAAGAAACUGAUAAAUCGACCAGCCGUGCAGGCCAGCGUCCAAGUCGAAGUGCCUUGUCCAGUCGUGAUGAUCGAAAAUCAACUAAAAGUCCUCAAAGGACAGAAGCGCCAAAGGAGAAUAAACAUCCGUUUGCUUUAUAUGGUUGGGGAGAAAAGCAGACGGAUACAGGAAGCCAGAAAACUCACAAUGUCUGCGCAUCUGCCUCUGUACGUGAAAUUCAUGAGUCUGCACUACGAGCAAAGAACAGAAGGCAAGUGGAGAAGCGGAAGCUGUCUCAGAGGCGAGUGCGCUCUGCAGAUGCGGAGAAAGCCUGGAGAACAAAAUCAUCCCCACCAGAUAAUCCUUGGAUGACAGAGUACAUGAGAUGCUACUCGGCAAGAGCUCGGUGAAUCAAAAAACAUCCUGGGACAUUUUAAAAGAAGAAAAAAUUAAAUCAGGAUAUUGGUGCAAAGAACCAAACUAUUUAUGCAAGGUUUUUAUAAGGGUUUCCAGCAGUUUGUGACAAUGUUUGUACUCUGUCACCUACCUCACAGUAGGGUGUAUAGUUGGAGCCAUAACAUUUGAAGAUGGUUUUUUAAACAUUCCACCUUUUAAAAAUCUUUUGAAGAGGCAUUUCAAGUUAAGAAAACAAUUUCAAAACAUUAAAUAUCUAAGCAAAUGUUUACAGCCACUAAAUGUAGGUCACAAACAUGCAGCUACCCCUUAAUACAAACGUUCAUAAUUCUCUUAAGUUGUGUAUGUGGGUGUGAUGUAGGUGCCUUUGCAUUAUUUAAAAUAGUACUUUAUCACUUCCAUUCAGGCGGCUAACCAGAAAGCCAGUGUGGCUCUAGUAAGCUUCACUAAUGAUAGGAGAUCUGUGUUUGUCUCUGCAGACAGCUGCCAGAAGUUGCCCGUCUAUUUUUUUCAGGCUUUCAAAAAUGUUAAUGUGAUACUCUCUCAAAUUAUUUUAAUAGUGAAUCUUACUGGUAUGCUCCUAUUUUUCAUUGUUUUACAAUGUCGUGGAUUACAUCAGUAUUAUCCUGUGAUUACUUAUUGCACAGCAAGAAUUAGUCACAGGAUUAAAUUGCUGUUUUCACAACGAACACCAAAUGGUCGAUUGUAGACAAUCACUAUUUAAUGGCUGUCGGCCAGUAGACAGUUACUCACUCUACCAGUAUUGACCAGGGACCACUGUAUUAAGCUAGGGGACACAUCUAUCUAUGUUUGGGUCUAAUCACUUGAAUACCAGUUUCAGAUUACAUUUUUAAAAGUGUGCACUCUAAUGAGCAAGCUGGUUUCUGAAUAGUGAAGUCCUAUUUUUAACACUUGCAUCUGUGAAUCUGUCAAUGCUCCAAGAAAAAAUGGACUCAAUUCCACCUGGUUUAGUGUAGUUAAUACUUUGAUAGAAGGUUUAGAUUUGUAAUUUUGAUGAACACUUGCAAAUUAACUUAUUUAUGGGGUCCAAUCUUCCCCCGAGGUACAGGCAUAACUCCUUACCAAGGGGGGGAAAAAAACAUCCCUGGGAAACCCAGAGACUACCAAAAUCUCUAGAUAUUUUUAUUUCAUGGGUUCUUUUUUAAUUCCGUAGGACAGCCAGCACUUGUUUGAUGUUAGAUCCUCAAUGUACCUUUUAUCAGGUUGCUGUAAAUGGAAUUUUUACCUUUUGAAUACUAAGUGUGAGCUUUAAAAAAGAUGCUUAUAAUAGUUGUGAGCUUUUUUGAGACCUCUUUGAAGUGUGGUGUGUGUUUCAAGGUGCAUUCUUUUAUACAGAACACAUUACUGAACCCUGAACAUGUUUUACCAUGGUUUGACCUUAACACUUCAGGAUUUUUAAAGACCGUCUUAAGCUAGUUUUGAGGUGGGAAGUUUGUCCUGAGGUGUGUUGGUAUAGCAGAUUUUUAAAACUAAUGCAUCUACCAGUUUCUGUUUGGCUUCACUGUACAAGCCUUGGAAAAUGGAAGGCAGACAUUGGAUUCCAAAAACUGAAGGCAGUGAUUUAUCUGAGACUCGGUGUGCAGAAAGGUAAUAUCAAGGUUCCCCUUUCAUAAGGGGAUGACUGAAAGAGUCCAAGGCUGAUGGAGCAAGCACAGCUUUCCUAUUGCCUUGGUUUUUAAAUUUUAUAAUUUUAUUUUUUUCAUAUACAGAGUAAUAAAACUAACUUACUAAAUCAUUCCAUCUCAUGGAAUUUAAAUGAUGGCCUUUUCACUUGGGUUGCAAAAUUUAAGAGUGAAAAACUUUGUAAAAUGUUGUCUUCUAACCUGCCCUCAAACUGCCAACUACAGCAGGGGUCAGCAACCUAUAGUCUGUAGGCUAGAUCUGGUCUACUAAAGCCUUUUUAUUUUAUUAUCUUUAAUCCACCCCACCACCUUGGGGUGUCAGAGUUGCAACCAGCUGCCUGAAUUUGAACUUGGCUUAAUUUGGUGCACUGUUCCUAAAAGACUUUUCCAACCCUUGCACUAGAGACUUUCUAACUUGGAAAGACGACCUCUCCUCUGUGCAGUUCUUUUUAGAAAUUCCUGAAAGACGCUUGCAUUUCUGAGGGCAUCCAAUUCUACUGGAGAUUACUUCUUAACCUCAUGGGAGAAAUAAUAUUUUUAUUUUUAUUUUUCCUCUCUCAAAUAUUUGCUCUAAGUAGUCCCCAAGUUUCAGGUAAACUUCCAGAUCACUGGGCAUCUUAUCCCUUAAAAUAGUAACAGAGAUUAGUAGCAGCUAUAUUGGAUGAACAAAAAUGUGUGGGGAGUGUGUGUUUGGGUUUUUUUCCCCAAUGUGUUUAUUUUUUGUUUUUUGUUUUUGGUGUUUAAGUUUUUAACUCAAAAUAUUGGAUGCAUCUCUGUUUUGGAAGGAUGCAAGUCUUAAUGUCAAAGCCAUUCUGCCUACUGUUCUAUGCUUUCAGUGCAGGUGUCAAAUCAAGCAAAGUAUGAGGAAGAAGAAGGUUUGCUUAUAUGCCCUAGAUGGCAUGAGAAACCUAAGUAAGCCGCAGCAUUAAAGUUGCUUCAGGCUUGUCUUUUACUUGUCCCCUGAUAGUCUGGUCAGUAGUUCUUAUUCUACCAACAUUUAACUUGCUGGAAGGCAGAAGUGCUACAAAGUCAGAUUGCAUGACUGUCAAAUGUCAUUUUUUAGCUCUAACUUAAAAGAUCCCUGCACACCUGAGUGCUGUAUUUUCCCUGUUCUUACCUGGGGCGUGUGCAUAUAUGCAGCCUGAACAGAAGCAACUUUUUUUUUUUUUUUUCCUGCAAAAAACAUCUAUUGGGAAAGCCACCUCACCUAACCCAACUUCUUUAGAUGACCUUCUUGGGGGUGGGGGGUGGAAAGGAUCUAUCAUAGUACUUAAAGCUAUGACUUCAAGGGGUAUAAAGCUGACCCCAUGCUUGCUGCCAAGUCAGUUGUGGAUGCAAAGCAUCUUAAUUUUAGGAAACUGCACAGGCAAGCUGACCACUUGAAUUUGCAGUCCCAAGUGUUACCCUGCAGCUGUUGGUACAAAGUGAUGCAGAGAGUAACGAAAAUGCUUUCUUGAAAAUGGUUUUCGCAGUUAAACAGCUUCCAUAUUAAAUUUAGGAAUGUGGUAUUGAAGGAGAGCCCUAAUGAAAGGCUAGCUGCUUUUCAGAGAGCAAGAAACUCCUAUUAAUACUUGGCUAAUGUGAGCUAGAUUUGACAUACAUGUUCAGUGAAGUGGAAUGGCUUUUGCACCAAGACAGUGUAAAAAGAGGUUUUCAGUUUUUCCAGUUUCAACUGUCUCCUGGCAGUUGAAGAAUUAAAGAUGCCAUGCUAACUUACUGCAGCCUCAAGCAUUUCCCUCUUGUUUUAAAAAAGAGUUUUGUUCCGAUUAUUUUUGUGGUCAGUUAUUUCCUAGUUCUUUUUGCUAAGUCCUGACAAACUCCAGUGUCUUUCACUAGAUGCUCGAAAGCACUCCACAUAGUAAAGCAGUGAUUGUGUCCUGCUGGUGUAAUGCACUUUCUUCAACUACACCAAGCUCUGAAGCCGGUGUGUUCAGUGUGCAGUGUUACAAUAAAAACUGUGUAAAAGAAUGUCCUUGUACAGUAGAGUAGCAUGCUUGUGCUCAGUCCUAGUGCUCUCACAUCUUCCUCGCACCAUGUAAUUUGAUACUUACAGGGACACUUGCCUAGCUUUAGGGCCAAAUUUAACAAACUUGCAACGGACAGGCUUGACUGUCCUUCUAUCCAGGUAGCAGAUGCACAUUUAAACUAAUUUUUUCAUUCUAGGAAGAGUACAUCUGCCUUUUUAAUAUUAAAAUGUAUGAUGAUGUGAAAUUUGGCACUGAAACAAGACCUUCAGGAAUGGACUCGGUUUUAGCUUGCAAAGAAGUGACCAAAAGUUAAGAGGGUCUGUGUACAGCAAGUUGCUUGUUUCAGUCUAGUUUCUGGAACGGGCAGUGCACUCAGCCACAAAGCCAUAAUUAGAGCCUGAUUCUCAACCCUACAAUUGGUCCCUCCUUGAAAGGGAUGGGAAGGAUGAGGAAGUUGCCUCAUUCUGUUUUGCUAGCACUGAAUUCACUUUAAAAGCUGAAGAAAUGCCAUCUAAGCUUGAAGCAAUAUGUGACUUCUUUUUUGUAGAAUGGUUCUUAACAGUAUUUGUUUAUAAAGCUUCUGUAUUUUGUGUAUAAACAGUGUAUUUAACAUUGCAGUGUCAGAUUGUACUUGUGAAUAAAACUGAGUGAAAUGA